CUCUAAUAAAUAAAAUAAAUAUUUUAUUUUUAAUUUUAUUUAUUUUAACACCGCACGAAAAUUAUUUAAAUAUAGUUACGAUGUAGGGAAUUUACAAAAGUAUGAGUACACAUUCUUCUCUAUUAGUUUAAUAAUUUUUUCAACCGUUUGAAUUUGAAAGACUUUCCAAAACAAUCGUAGUAGUUAGUUAGGAGUUAUAAGAAGUUGACAAUAUGAAUAGUUCUGGCGAUUUAAGUCAGAUCUCUGAUAUUUCCCGAAUUUCUCGUUUGAAUUGUAGUCGAAUAUUUGGUAGAAUAGAUUCAUUGCAAAACUUAUUUGAACAACAAUGUAGUUUGAGUUACAAUACAAGCAGAAAUACUACAAAUCAAGAAUCUAACCAUUUAGAAAAAACUAUAAAAUGUCUUGCUUCAUGCGAAGAUAGCAUAGGAGAACAUGUAAAAAGCAAAAUAAUUUUAGAAUGCAUAAAAGAGGCAUCAAUGAAUGUAAAUGGGAUAUUAUCUGAUGAUGUUGCUUUUAAACUAAAAGGAUUACUUUCAAUUCAUGAGCUUAACAAAUAUAUGCAUUUGCCAUCUACAUCAAAAAAUAUACAAGAGGAAUUAUGUAUUUUGGGAAUCACAGAUUUGCCAAAAUAUGAUCUUAGUUAUGAAGAAAUACUAGACAUUAAAUAUUGUGUGGAAACACUACUACGAGAGAAGAUACAUGAAUUUAUAUUAAGAUAUGAACAAUUAGGAGGAAACCUGAAGGAAACUCUAAAAUCAAUUGAUGGCAAUAUGCGUAAAAAAAUGUUUGAGCCUCAUGAAGUACAAAUAUUCCAAUGGAAAGAUAAAAUUGAAGAAUUAUGUGCUCAAUAUGAAGCAGAUAUUAUGAAAUGUAAGGCUUUGAUGAAUAAGUGGAAUACCUUAAAAUACAAAGAUGUAAGUAAACUUUAUUUGGAAAAAGCAGAACACAUAUUAUUGCAAGCGCAAGUUGCAGAAGUGCAAGCAAAGAUUACAAAGUUGUCAUGUAUUAUAAAAAUGUAUAAGGAGACCCCAAUAACGAUUGAUGCAUUCAAAACAUUAAAUGUAGCCAUAGAUAAGAAAUUAUUUGCAAUACUGAGUGAAAUUAAAGAGAAGGAAAACUUGAAAAAACAAUAUGAGAAGUUACAAAACACAGAAUAUAAUGAAAUCUUAAAAACUUAUCUACAUUUUUGCAAAGCUAUCGAGAAAAAAAAACAAUUAUUAGAAAAACUUUAAGUUAUUUGCCCAAAAGAAAAUCAAUUUUGAAUGUAUUUCUAUAUAAAUUUAUAUCUUGUAUAAAAAUGAAUAUAAAUAUAUAUACUGUUUAUGUGUACUUUCUGAUAUCACAUAAUAUAUAUAUAUAUAAAUUUAUUUCUACCCAUAAAAGGUAUUAUUUUCAGACAUUUUCAUUUCUAUUACAUUUAAAUAAUAUUUAUUACAACUCUUUAAGUUGUGUUACCUAGGAGUAAAUAGAUAAGAACUGUUAAAUUUAUUAAAUUGUAUUAGGAAGAACAUAUUCAGAAUUAUGAAAAAGUUUGUUUCAUUUAUUCGCUGUCUGAUAAGGCAUGUUCAUCAUGUGAAGUGAUGAGAGGUACACAAUUUUUAUCAACAAGCAUCCCAUGUUCAAUUAAAAAGGCUUCAACAUCAGAGGCAUAAAAAUCUACUCCUAAAUAAUCUGUUACAUGAACAAAAUUUCCUAUAACUUGAGCAGCUUUAUAAACUAACAAAGCUGGAACUCCUUCUUUCUUAAAAUGUUUACUGAGUCCAGCUACCGAACCUGUAACAAAAGUAAUAUUAUAUAUCAUAAUUUCGGUGAUGUAAAAGCAAAUAAAUGUUCCAAGUACAAACCUAAAAUUUUACAGAAUUUCACAAAGGGAUAGUUCUCUGCGACGGAUAUUAAACAACCAUUCAUAGCCUCACAGCCAGGAACAUUAGGUUCAUAAAUAUGAACAACAAUUGUCACUGAUUUGUCUUCAUUGUCGAUUGCUUCUAAAAAUUGAUCAGCUGUUUCCAAAUUAAUUACUCUACGAAAACAAAGUUUCUCAGUUCUUGCAAGCA
This is a messenger RNA of Bombus impatiens (common eastern bumble bee), 2054 nucleotides long. RefSeq lists its product as uncharacterized. The record is from RefSeq and is a predicted model, not a curated record. NCBI's taxonomy places the organism in Eukaryota, Metazoa, Arthropoda, Insecta, Hymenoptera, Apidae. The transcript is spliced from 4 exons. Bases 213 to 1232 code for a protein of 339 amino acids.